AUGGGACCCGGAGGUGUAUGUGCUCAUCUGGAAUAUCAGAUCGAGGACAUGGCAGACUAUGUGGCAGAAAUGGCACAGAGACUAUUUGAUCCCAACUCUCCAGUUGCACCGGACUUUCGCAAAUUCGUUCUCGGACUCCUUUCGUCGACUCGCCUUCCUCAUACAACCAUUCUCCUCGGCAUGAACUAUCUCGCAAAGCGACUCAGUGAUUUGAAACUCGUGGAUGGUAUGACGAAAGGUGGUCAGAUGUGGCGACUUUUGACAGUUGGGUUGCUUCUGGGAAGCAAGUUCCUGGACGAUAAUACCUUUCAGAACAAAUCUUGGUCAGAGGUUAGUGGCAUCGAAGUUUCCGAACUCAACAAGAUGGAACAUACUUGGCUGGACGUUAUCAACUGGAAACUGUUUGUCGACCUUGACAACUGUCCACAAUACCAAGCUUGGUUGGCAAACUGGAAGGAUUGGGCUACAGACCGUAAGAAGGUGAAGGCUGCCACUCUCCAACGCCUUUCGGCACCACCUGCGCCAUUGGCUCCAAUCGAUACCAACUUUUCUUUCAAAAGCCGUGGGUACAACGCAAUUUACAGGGGACCCAAGAGUGCCACACAAGAGCGACAACAAUACGUUCACUACGAACAUCCUACUUGGGCCAACCACUCAUAUCCUACUCCUCAGCAUACCCCGCCGUCUGCUCCCGAUUCAGGUGUGACUACUCCAGAUUAUUCGAGUGCCAAUGGUCCAUCACCCCAAUACAAUCAGGGUUCAUACAGCCCGUAUAUGGAAGAAGCACGCAAUAGGGCCGCUGCUAUUGCGGCUGCGAAUGUCCCUUAUGUUGUGCCUCAAAUGUCUACUCGAUUCAAUCAUCAAUACCUCUACAACUACAGCCCGCACAGCCACAGCCCGCACCACUACAGCCCCCAGCAUUACUUUCAUCAAUACAGUAUCUGGAACCAUCCAGCUUCGGACGCCUCUUAUGCCCCUAAAGCAAAGUACCCACACUUCAUGGGAUACAGAGGACAUCAGACUGUUGUUGGUUGA
Messenger RNA from Sclerotinia borealis F-4128, 1035 nucleotides. NCBI's taxonomy places the organism in Eukaryota, Fungi, Ascomycota, Leotiomycetes, Helotiales, Sclerotiniaceae. The record is from the annotation of a GenBank genome assembly.